Messenger RNA from Mirounga angustirostris (Northern elephant seal), 9516 nucleotides. RefSeq names its product zinc finger protein OZF-like. Gene Ontology annotation, cellular component: nucleus. Gene Ontology annotation, biological process: regulation of DNA-templated transcription. The transcript is spliced from 3 exons. The record is from RefSeq and is a predicted model, not a curated record. Bases 3682 to 5319 code for a protein of 545 amino acids. Lineage: Eukaryota; Metazoa; Chordata; Mammalia; Carnivora; Phocidae.
AGCAUCUGCCUUCAGCUCACGUCAUGAUCCCAGGGUCCUGGGACCCAGUCCCACAUUGGGCUCCCAGCUUAGCAGUGAGUCUGUUUCUCCCUCUGCCCCUCCGCCUGCUUGUGCACUCUCUCUCUCCCUCUCUCUCGAAUAAAUAAAUAAAAUCUUUUAAAAUAUAUCUACAAAUAAAAGGCUAUUUGCAUUUCACUGUCUGCAUGCUCCAUGGCUGGCCAGCUGCACUGGGGAAGCUGGGCCUACCUACUGAUCUCGCCUCGGUCCUAUCAAGAUCCCUUCUCAACGGCCAUGGAAAAUUCUGUACAGGCACCCAAGGUGGUUCCUUGAUGCUAGAGAAGUGGGAUUUGUGAGAAUAGCCCAGGCUCAUGGAAACAUGUGGCUUGGGAAAAUGAAAGAUGUAAGGGCAGAGGUCAGGAAACCGCUUCCUGGGUGGCCACCUGGUUAUGCAUGGUGUGGAGGAGCAGCUGUGUUGCACUAGUACUGAAGGUAAAAACUACCAAUGGAAUUUACAAAUGGAUCCAACUCCUGGAGACUUGGUUUUGUAGAUGCAUUAAAAAAAAGAGAGGAGAGUAAGAAAAAAAGCAAUAUAUGCAAUCCCUUGAUUAUUGUUGUGUAAUAGCUAAAUGUAAUUUAAAAAGAGGGCUGGCAGAGAGAAAGCAAGGAAGGUGAGGUCUCAUCCUUUCAGGGCAUUUCCCAAGCUACACUUGGAUGUGGAGGCAGUAGAGAUCAUAGCCAAGGAAUAUGAAGGCAACAGGAAAUCCCACUGCUGAGUCCUUGGGGGAGGAGAUCUCCAGGGACAGGGCUGAUCUGUAGCCUCAGUCUGGGCUCUUUAGGUCCCCUUCACCACAGAAGCAGAGAUCACCACUCUUUCCCAGCAGAGGUCAGGUACCGACAGGUGACAUCAUCCACUGAAUCCCAUGUUCCUCUUCCAGAGGCUGAAUCCUCACUUCUCACUUUAGAGGCUAACUCCCAACCUGUGGCACCUGGCAGUGCCCCUGCAUGUGGGCGGAUAAUCUUGGGGACCUGUUGAAGCCAGCAUCCAUCUUCUUAGUUCAGAUGAAAGAAGGAACACUGUACGUCAUAUUGUCCCCAUGCACAGCUGGACUGACCAUGGAACAUGCAGACACAGGCCCAAGAGAUAGGAAUACUCCCUUAUCAUUCAAAGGAACAUGAAGGAAUGCAACCCUGUUAGCUUAUGCAUGUAUAAGUGGUUAAUUUAGGCACAUACAAGCAGCUGACCAGCACUAUCCUAAACACAUAAUCACCAGAUGUACCUAAUGAAACCUGUAACAUAAGAAAUUAAUAUAUUUUUCAGAUUUUAAGUCUUGUGAGAUAGAACAGACUUCCGUGGGACCAGAUGAAAGGGCACCAGAAGUAUGUAACAUCUGUUAACAUGACUUCAUGGGCUCCCAAUCUAUAGCAUCCACCUUCUCUGGAGACCCCUACUCCCAUCAGGGAGUUCAGGACUUUGAGCAUUAGCUCCCUGUUCUCCUGGGUGGUGCCACACCAAUAAAUAGCUGAUUUUUUUUUCACCUUGGAAGCUGGGUGUCAGUCUUACUGGCUUGCUAUGCAUCUGGCAGAUGAACUGUCCUUUGAUUCAGCUACACUCUCUUAUGGACAGGAUACAGCCAGUAUGAUGUGGCCCUUGCUUCUGCCUUCUGGACUCUAAGGAGGGCAGCAAGACCAAACAGCACCCCAACCAUAGGGAUCUGGAACCUAAGGCUUGUGUCUGUGUCACCAGCCUCCUGGCCUUAAUAUCUUUAAUAAUCUGGCCCAAUUCUCAGUACAGGAGACCCCUGAGAGUGGCCAGGUGGACAAGGGACUAACCCAGAAGUCUCCACAGUUUUCUGUGGGCUUGGAGGAAGGACCUUGGGGGCACAUAGGAGAGAUUUGUAGGCUGGGCCAGCUGGCCAGCCACGGAGCAGGAGGACAAUGAAAUGCACAGCAGUCUUUAAAAAGAGUUGGGUUUAGGUCUAAUAUGUGUGGAUAUAAGGAGGUGUGGAUAUAAAAUGAGGAAGUGGCUUUAGAAUGUCCAAGAUAUAUAGUUAAGUGAGAAAAGCAUAGUGCAGCUCUGUAUACAAAGCAUGUCUUCACUUUUAACCACAACAAACAACUUUUAUAGAAACAAAUCUGAAUUCAGGACCCAGACAGAAUGACACACACAUGUGCAGACUCAAUUCUAAAAGGAUAACACUAUACAGUAAGCCUCAGCUUCUCUGUAUAUUUUUAUAAUUCUGUCUACUCUGUCACAUUGUUUCUUUUCUCCACUGAUACUGCACAAUGUUUUCAAGAAUGAAGAAAAAGAUCAUUUUGGAGAAAACCAUCAGAGUGAACAUUCUGGUCAUGCGUUCAACCUAAAUAUUCCUGUUCUCAGACAUCACUGCCAAAUCUUCUCUGAGGUCUUAACUUUCUCCCCAUCCACUGAUGUUUCAUCAAAGCUGUCUGCCACCACCUUUGAAUCACUACAUAGCCACUAGUAAUAGCUUUCUGUAAUUUGCAUUUUGCAUCUAUAGUUCUGAGGUAAUAACAAUUCCCCAUGCAGAACAGUCCCUGCAAGAGAAAUGGUAAUCACUUCCAAACAAUGAGAUAUCAUGGUUUUAAGUACCCCAAUUCCUUUGAAAAGGAGAGUGGCCUUUGCAUACAUGCUCCAUCUUUGAAACACUGCCCCCAUUGUCCCCUUCGAAAACAACAUUUAAUACAUUGUUCUUUUAUUGAUGGAUGUUAGAUUCCUAAAAGGAACUGGGUUCAUGCCAGGAUAUGAAGUAAGAUACUAAAUGGCUAAAAGUAUUGUUCAAUGAAUUGGACACAAAAAUUAAUGAUCAGAUUAGAGAGAUGUUUUCUAUGGGUGCAUUUUUUUUUUUUUUAAACGCUUGCUUUAGGGUGGCUUCACAUUCAUCCUGUAUCUUCUGUGACACGGCCCUAUAUGAAGUAUAUUUACCUUGUCCCUGACCUAACAUACACAGACUGACAAAACUGUCUCUAAUGCUUCUGGGUGUAUUUGACUUGUAGGAUGAUAACGUUUACUAGGUUCUGCUUCCAGGGACACAUUUUGUAUCUAAAUGACUGUAUAGAAUGAUAUGUGCAUUUGGAUCUGUAGCCUUUGGGAGCAUAUGAAAUGGUUUUAGCUUUGGGACCACGCUGAGCAUCAAGGAGUCUGAAAUAAUGUCUACAAACACUUGGGUGAUCAGUUGCAGACACCACUUCCCAGAAAUCUGGGUACGGAUCCUUUAAGAAGGAGCGAAGCCCCUCCGGCCUGGGACGGAAGACCCUAAUUUCCAGAGCCCUUAAGGGGGCGUGGCCUUUCCUCCCAGAGGUCGAUGGGACUGCCUUAUCCGCGUCCUGUGCGUCUGUGAACUACAUUACCCAGAAGGGCGCGCGUCGACGGACUGCAUCUCUGACCAAUGAAAAGAGUCGUUUCUGCGUGCGCCCCUAACGUCGGGGCGGAGCUUCCGGCCUCAUCCCCCUGGCGGUCUUUUUGCCUCUUUCACGCUUGUUCGUCCGCUAAUGUUCUGGAGCGCAGGUUCAGGAUUGGGGUGACUAACCGAGAAGGCGCGAGGGAAGGCACUGUCCCCGCCGCACACACUUGGGUCCGCGGCUGGCGACGCCGCCCGGCUGCCCUGCGCCGGGGGCCGGGACGGGGACCACCGGCCCGGGUGUGCGGUCCGCCCGCCGUGUCCGAUGGCGGCGGCCGCGCCCCGGGACCCGACUCAGGGCACUGUGACCUUUGAGGACAUUGCUGUGUCCUUCUCCUGGGAGGAGUGGGAUCUUCUUGAUGAGGCACAGAGACGCCUGUACCAGGAUGUGAUGCUGGAGAACUGGGCGCUUAUAACCUCCCUGGGUUGUUGGCAUGGAGCAGAGGAUGAGGAGGCACCGUCUGAGCAGAGCGUUUCUGUAGUGUCACAUGUCAGGACUCCCAAGACAGGUCUUUUUCCCCAGAAGGCCAACCCCUAUGAGGUGUGUGGUCCAGUCUUGAAAGACAGUUUUCACUCGGCUGAGCACCAGGAAACACAAUUCAGUGAGAAAGUGUACACUGGUGGGACACAUGGGAAAAGAUUCUGUUUCAGCGAAAACCUUCAGCAGCAGCAGAAGCAGCAUGUGAGCGAUAAGCCCUUCGGUAACAAUGUAAGCAGAGCUUCAGUGGUCAAGAGCUGCGGAUUGCAAGUGUCAGGGAAGCCCUUUAUCUGUGGGGAGGUUGGGAAGGAUUUCUUGGCCAGCUCAGGAUUCCUCCAGCAACAGGCCACACAGACUGGAGAGAAGUCAAACAAUGCAACUGAAUGUGGGGCAGCCUUCCACAAGGGAAAAACUCAGCACCGCUGGGGAGACAACACAGAAGCUUUCAGCCACAAGCACACAUUUGUUCAUCACCAGAGAGUCCGCCCUGGAGAAAGAUGUUACAUGUGCAGUGAAUGUGGGAAAUCUUUUAGCCAUAACUCUAGCCUUAUUAAACACCAGAGAGUUCACACAGGAGAAAGGCCUUAUGAGUGUGGGGAGUGUGGAAAAUCCUUUAGCCAGAGCUCCAACCUCUUUCAACAUCGGAGAGUUCACACUGGAGAAAGGCCUUACGAGUGCAGUGAAUGUGGGAAAUCUUUUAGCCAAAGCUACAGCCUCAAUAACCAUCGGAAAGUUCACACUGGAGAAAGGCCAUUUGAGUGUGGAGAAUGUGGCAAAUCCUUCAGUCAAAGAUCCAACCUCAUUCAACAUCGGAGAAUUCACACUGGAGAAAAGCCUUAUGAGUGCAGUGAGUGUGGGAAGUCCUUUAAUCAAAGCUCUGCGCUCCUGCAACACCAUACCGUUCACACCGGAGAACGGCCCUAUGAGUGCAGUGAAUGUGGGAAAUCCUUUACCUACAAUUCCAGUCUUUUAAAACACCAGAAAGUCCACACAGGGUCAAAGCCUUAUGAGUGCAGUGAAUGUAGGAAAUCUUUUAGCCAGAAUUGCAGCCUCGUUCUACAUCUGAGAGUUCACACUGGAGAAAGGCCUUAUGAGUGCAGCAAAUGUGGAAAAUCUUUUAGCCAAAGCUCUGCGCUCCUUAAACACCAGAGAGUUCACACUGGAGAAAGGCCAUAUGAGUGCAGUGAGUGUGGGAAGUCCUUUAGGCGAAGCUCCAACUUCAGUGACCAUCGGAGAGUUCACACUGGAGAAAGGCCGUAUAAGUGUAACCAGUGUGGGAAAUCCUUUAGUAAAAGCUCUGGCCUCACUCGACACCAGAGAGUUCAUACUGGAUUGGGCAUUAUAAAUAUCUUGAAUGAGAAAGCCAUUAGCCGAAGCCCUUACCUCAUUGAUUACCACAAAAUUCACAUGGGAGAAACAACUUAGAUAUGUAGCAAAUGUAUUUCCUUGUUCAGUAUAACAACACUCGAGGAGAUCUCUUUUGAGGGUGCCAUAUGCCUGAAUUGCGCCUCAUACAUCCAGACAUCAAAAUAAAUUCCAGGUAUGUGGAGCUGUGUUGCAUGUUUCAGGUUGGGCCCGUGUGAAUUUUUAUUACUGUUGAUUCUGUAGCAGCAGCCAUUCACCUCUCCCACCUGCAGGUGCCCAUAUGUAUAUCAUUUAUCUGCUCUGAUGUGUUCAGCGAAGUAAACCUUGGUGUUUUCCCAUUCACUGGGUGAAUGUGAGAAGCCAGAGUACUCAUUUUUUUCUCUCUGAUUAGUAGGGCAUGGAUGACCCCAUUGUGUUCCAGAGGGCUCCAUCUGAGUUCUGCCUGUGACCUGAAAAGUCAUCUUUUUUAGGGAUAUUGGUCUGGUAAUUCUUGUGAUGGAAUUUCCCAGCCUCCGAGUCACUAACCGAGGAACAGCCUUCCUCUAUUAUUCUGGUUUGUGCUGUAACAAAGGCCUUAUUGUGUAAGUCAUCUUUAUCUUGAGGCUUAGAUUCACUUUAUGGGGUGGUUUCAGAAUGACAGGAGAAACAGCUGCCGUGGGCACCCCAAUCUUUGUGUGCUUCAGGGGGAUAGAAGGAUGGUAGUCCUCUCUCUAGUUUGGGCCUUGUUUGCAUUGUUGCCUAAGGCCUCUAAGGAAAUUAUAUAGGGUUUUGUGGUUAAAUUGUAGCCUGGAUGCCAGGACGUUUCGUGCUGUCAGCGCUCACCUUGAAGAGGGGGCAGUUGUGACAACCUCCGGUACUUCUGGGAACAACAUAAAGUUGUUCUCUUCUUUGCAGGGGAUGUUGCAUUGUGCUCAGCACCGGUGCAGGAAAUCUGUUCCCAGAUCUUGCAAAGGAGAGAGGUACCCUAAUGCCCAGAAUUCGGUGUGGUAGUGUCACUGGCUGAAAGAUUAUAGGGGGAGUCAUAAUUGUACACAGACGGUGGAUUAACAGAGAGGGCAAGAGACUGCAACAAACUGGUUGGAAUGUGCCUCUUUUAAAAGGGCACCUGCCAUUGUUCUAGUCGGUAUGGCUGUGAAGGAUGAGCAAGUACAGAAAUUCUCAGAUCUUUCUGAACUGUGAAUCUUGUGUAGCUGAGGGCCUCGUCAGAAAAUCUAAUGGGGGGCGCCUGGGUGGCUCAGUUGGUUAAGCGUCCGACUCUUGGUUUUGACUCAGGUCAUGAUCUCAGGGUUGUGAGAUCAAGCCCUGCAUACAGAUCUAGCCUCAGUGCAGAACCUGCUUGGGAUCCUCUCUCCUCCCUUGCACACACUCCCCCACCAGCACCACGUUCACACUCUCUCACGUGUGCUCUCUCUAUAAGAAAAGGAAUCUAACAGUUUUGUGGAUUCCUGUAGUUUCUCUGCAUUGUUCACCAUAAGGCCUUUGUUGAAGGAAAACAAAGAAAGAAGGAAGAUCUCAGUCCAGAAAUGCAGGCUUUAGGCAGCCUGCAUUCCUGAUGACUCAGGUGGAAAUGGCUUUCAUUGCUCACCUGUAUUUGCUGCCACUGAGGCAAGGUGCUGAUCCCAGGGCAUUACAAGGGAUAUGGUGGGAUCAAUACAGGUUUGCCAAACUUUGUUUUUUGAAAACAGAAUUUUUUUUAUUAUACUGUUAAUGCCUUUUUGGUAUGGUUAAUAAAUAAUAAAUUGUCCAUAUUUAAACUGUACCAUUUGAUGAGUGUUGACAUUCAUAUAAACCCAUGAAGCCAUCAUCAUAAAUCGUAACAGUGUGCAUAUGCAUCACCCCACAUUCACUCAUGUCCUUUAAUUAUUAUCUCCUUCUCUCUGCCCUCCAGGCAAACAUUGAUUUACUUUCUUCUACAAUAGAUUCAUAUGUAUUUAAUGUAAUUUUACAUGAUUGAAAAUAAAAUGUUUAGUUUUUUUCCCCUCUGGGUGUUCUCGUCUGGUAUAUUUAUUUUGAGAUUUGUCAGUGGGUCUGUGUAAUUAGUUCAUUCUUUUAAUGUGUCAAGAAAUGUAAUGUUCUGUCCACUAUUUGUUUAUUUACUCAUCUGUUUCAGAUAUUUGAGUUGUUUCUAGUUUGGGGCUUUAUCAAACAGUUGUUAGAGACAUUUGUUUGAUUCUUAAAUUUAUGAUUCUUUGUAUGGAUAUGUUUCAUUCCUGUUGAUACCUCAGAGCGCCUCAGAGCUGUAGUUACAGGGCUGUGAUUUGGGGACUGUUAAAUGAGGUCAUCCUCAGGAGAACUCCUCCCUGUUAGCUCCCUAUGAAAAGAUGUGUUAGUUAUGGGCUGAACUGUAUGUUCCCAAAUUCAUAUGUUGAAGUCAUAAUCUCCAGUACCUCAGAAUGUCACUGCAUUUGGAAAUAGGGUUUUUGAAAAGGUAAAAUAAAGGUGAUACUGUGGACACUAAUCCAGUGUGACUAGUGUCAUUAAGAGGAAAUUAGUACACAGACACACAGAGGGAAGAUCAUGUGAAGAGAGAGGAAGAAAAUGCCCACCUACAAGCCAAGGAGAGAGGUCUCAGGAGAAAUCAGUGCUUCUGAGACCCUGAUAUCAGAUACCUAGCAUAUGAGAAAAUACAUUUCUGUUGCUUAAACCAUCCAGUCUGAAGUAAUGUAUUAUGGUGGCCUUAGCAAAGUCUUAUGGGGGCCAUCAGCAUCUGGGAAGGAGAGGGUCUGCAGGGUGCCCUAGGGACAGAGGGAGGAAGUGAUUAUGAUCCAUAAAGUAGUUGGGACCAGAAGGAGGGAUGGGCUUGGAAUUGAUUCCUCCAUCCCCACCUCUCAGUGGAGGUCACAAAGAGAAACUUGCUGCCCAACCUCCCCCUAGGUUCAGCUGCCAGCUGUAUAAAAUGGAGAUCAUGAGCAGACCUGCCUCUGGGGCUAUUUGAGGAUGUAAAGAACUCAUGGCCUAGGAAAAGGGCUCAGAUGGAGAACUUUUUUUUUUUUUUAAUUUUUUUAAAAGAUUUUAUUUAUUUAUUUGAUAGAGACACAGUGAGAGAGGGAACACAAGCAGGGGGAGUGGGAGAGGGAGAAGCAAGCUUUCUGCAGAGCAGGGAGCCCGAUGCGGGGCUCAAUCCCAGGACGCUGGGAUCAUGACCUAAGCUGAAGGCAGACGCUUAAUGACUGAGCCACCCAGGCGCCCCUCAGAUGGAGAAUCUUUUAAGAGUGAUGAUUGUCCUAAGGGGUGGGGAAUAGGGUUAGCAGUGCCUUUGGAGAAGGGGGCAAAAGACCACUGGGGGAAAAUAUUGAGAUAUUUAUACCUGGGGGGCCUUGCAGGGGCUGUGGUUGACAUGAGGGGGUGGGUAAGGUUCCCACCUGGCUCUUCCUGAAGCUCUGAUCCCUACUGGACAGUCCCAAGCCAGUGGGGGACAAAUAGGGACUGUGAGUGGCUUGGACCAUGCACACAUCACCAAGGGGACCUGGAUAAGUGGUGGCCAUACCUCAAGGGCCCCUUGAACACCUUCAAAUGGACUUUAUCCAGCUUCUACCCUCUAUGGGACUUGAAUAUAUUUUAGUGAUUGUAUGUCUAUUUGCAGAGUGAGUUUGCUGAAAAGCUGAUUGAUUUUGUUUCCAGCCCUGGAUCAUCCCAAUGUUUACAUCUACAUCAGGUCAUCAUGUCACACACUUUAUGGGAACCAUUAUAAACACUCUCUUUUACCACUCACAAUCUUCUAGAAAAGUUGAAUGGACCACUGGCAUUGUUAACAUCAGCAAAACUUUCGGAAACCUUUGAGCUCCCUUGGCCAAAGAUAUUCCCUCUCGCCCUUAUGGCCAUGGAGUCCACUCACUCAUUUAUCUCCCUAUGAAUUACAAACUGGAAGACUCAUGCAUGUGUCUAGGGAUUUCACUUCCAGUACUAGUUACUGCUCUGCUACAUGCAGACAUGGCAAAAUAUUGCCAGGGAUUCACAUAAUAUAUCCAGUCCUGUCACCAAUUGACUAAGGCCACUUUCUGAAAACAUGUUUUAAAGAGCGUGUGCAGUGGCCGAGAUGAAGUGCCCGGAGCCUGCCCACUGUUCCGCGUGGUAUGCGGUGGUGCCUCCACGGUUUUUUCCGAGCCCCAAUCUGGAGUUGAGGGCCGACAGAAGACCUGCGAGGGAAGGGGGUGUGGGCACCUGGGCCUUCCUGGCCGGAGGAUCUCCGUGGAAUUUAAGCUCCAGUCGGGAGACACGAGUGGGUGGGCUCUUACCUGCAUGGGCAAGUCGGGCAAG